CGUCACGCCAGUGUUGCUUUUCAACAUUUCUUACUUUUGAUGAAUAGAUGACAAUGGUCCUGUCUACUGUCUCUCUCACUGCCCUGCUUCUGACCCUGACUGGUUACAGGCCCGCUGUAAUCACACAAGAUAAGUCCAUCUCCGUCACCCUGGGGGCCAUUGUGAAAAUCCCAUGUAGCAUUGACAAUGACUGGGUAUUGACCUGGUACCAACAGAAGCCUGGAGAUGGCCCCAAAUUUUUACUUGUCAUUGAAAAUCAGAGAGCAUCUGGGUUGCCGAGCAGGUUCACAUCUUCGGGAACCCGAAGCACCACCCAGUAUCUACACAUCAACGGAGUGCUGGCAGAAGACGAGGCAGUGUAUCACUGUGGUGGACAUCAGUGUUAUAAAUGGAUUGGUACCUUAUACAAAAACCUACCACAGCACCAAACAAACCGUCCUCCGUCCACCCCCACUCUGGUUCUGAUGGCCCCAACCCAGGCACCUCUCUCUGGGGACAGCACCGCCUUGGUGUGCCUGGCUCGGGCCUUCUACCCUGACGAUGCUAUCGUGACCUGGUCCGAGAACGGAGGCACUGUGACUGGCACUGAGGUCCAGACAGGUGUGUCCCAACGGCAAGCUGACGCCACGUACAAGCUCAGCAGUGUCCUCACCCUGACCUCCGCACGCUGGAGCUCCGGACACACCUUCACCUGCCAGCUGACUCACUCCUCACUGAGCAGCCCGCUGAGCAAGAGUGUGAUCAGUGACCAGUGUGUCGGCUGAGAGAGAUCCAUUUGUGCGACCCGUCAUGGUCCACACGUUUACCUCCUUUUUAUUUCCUGUAGGUGAACAUUUGAAUGUUGUAGUCAAUGGAAGCCUCUAGUUUUCCAAAUUGGUGUUGCAAGUAAAGUUCUGCCUACUGCU
This is a messenger RNA of Hypomesus transpacificus, 905 nucleotides long. RefSeq names its product immunoglobulin kappa light chain-like. Gene Ontology annotation, biological process: immune response; immunoglobulin production. The coding region runs from base 48 to 764 and encodes 238 amino acids. The record is from RefSeq and is a predicted model, not a curated record. The transcript has 4 exons. Lineage: Eukaryota; Metazoa; Chordata; Actinopteri; Osmeriformes; Osmeridae.